Messenger RNA from Nymphalis io (European peacock), 2580 nucleotides. RefSeq lists its product as uncharacterized. The record is from RefSeq and is a predicted model, not a curated record. Gene Ontology annotation, molecular function: mannosyl-glycoprotein endo-beta-N-acetylglucosaminidase activity. Lineage: Eukaryota; Metazoa; Arthropoda; Insecta; Lepidoptera; Nymphalidae. Gene Ontology annotation, cellular component: cytoplasm. The transcript has 8 exons. Bases 270 to 2507 code for a protein of 745 amino acids. Gene Ontology annotation, biological process: protein deglycosylation.
AAAUAACAACAAUAUACAAUUAUUUGAUAUAUACAUGUUAGCAUUUAUUGAUUCGCGUGUUAAUUAGUUCGGCUUAUUUAUUAAGUUAUUUCUUCGUUCAGUGUUUAUUCAAAUCACCCGCCAUCGUGCCAUGUCUUGUCAAAGUCAUUCAUUUACAAGACGCGAGUAAACAAACAUCUUUGUUAUUUCUCUACGAAAAUGUGAGUAAGGAAUUUUUAAUUGUUUAAGCUGAAAAAACAUUUUAUAAUAUUUGUAAUCAAUAUAAGUUAAUGAUAAUGGAAAAGAAAAUUUGGAAACAUCAAGACUUAACCUGCAAACCACUUGAUACGUUGGAAGAAGUUCUGUCUUUUCUACAAGAACCGCCAAGUUGGAGUUCUCUUUGCAUAGAAAUCAAACCCCACAGUGAUAGUAUAGUACGAAAUACGGAUAUUAAUAAGUUUUUUGGCGAAAAUUUACUCGAAACCCCGCAAACAUUUUGUCAUUAUGAUCCGGAAACGGAAGAAGAAAUUGAACGUGUAGAUAGAAAAAAAAUACCAAAGACAUUGGUUUGCCACGAUAUGGCUAAUGGUUAUCAUGACGAUUCUGUAAUUGAUGGCACGGGUAAUUACAGUGCGUAUACGUUGUAUAAUUGGGGCGCCAUUGAUAUUUUCUGUUACUUCAGUCAUCAUUUCAUUACGAUACCACCCCUUGGCUGGAUUAAUGUCGGACACGCACAUGGGGUUCAAGUUAUUGGUACUGUUAUAACCGAGUGGGCGGAAGGUGUAGUAUUGUGGGAUAAAAUACUGCAGUCGGAGAAUGACUGGCAACACUUUGCAAGUGCUCUCGUGGCUAUCGCUAAGACCUUAAGGUUCGAUGGAUGGCUUCUUAACAUUGAGAACAAGAUAUCGAAGCCGGCCGUACUAUUGCAGUUUGUCCGCUACUUGCACGAUAUUCUGCACCAGGAGCUGGAGAACCCAGUGCUGAUCUGGUAUGACAGCGUGACAGUUGAUGGUCAUCUUAAUUGGCAAAACGGACUCAAUGAAAAAAACAGGGGCUAUUUCGACGUAGUAGAUGGAAUUUUCACUAACUAUUCAUGGUCGGAAAAGGAAGUGGAGUCCAGCGUGGUGGCGGCAGGCGAGCGGCUGACCGAUUUAUUUAUUGGUAUUGAUGUUUGGGGACGAAAUUUUUAUGGCGGUGGACAAUUCAACACACAGGAGGCCAUACAAGUGGCCUUUACGUAUGGUUGUUCGCUUGCGAUAUUUGCACCGGCUUGGACUCACGAGGCCAUGUCCGAAGACGUUGGCGAUAUUAACACAAUAGAAAAUGCGGAAGAUCUGGACACCUACGAAAGGUUUCUGCUCCGAGACCGAGCGCUUUGGUGCAGCUUGUGGCCGUACCUUAAUACCAAGCUGCCCACCGUUUUACCUUUUCAGACCUCCUUUUGCAGGGGACAGGGGAAAAAGAGGCGAUUAUAUGGAGAGGUAAUUUGUCCAGGGCCUUGGUACAAUUUACGCCACAUGCAGUAUCAGCCGAACUCGUCCUACGGGCCUCAUGGUUAUCUCUUAUCAACUCAGGACAACAUCGCUCAUCUCUCUCGUAUCGGCUUUCUGAAAAACAAAGCCGGUAUUCUCAAAUACAGACGGUCGCUCGAGGUCAGUAGGGUUGAACUAGUUCCUGGAAAGAGUAAGGAGGUAUCGCUAUCCCUAAAAGAAGACAGCCUGACCGUUCUGACUCAAGAAGAGACAAUCGAAGUGACGAAUGAAACUCAAGAAGGUCGCAUCAGCGUCAAGCGGAAAAUGCAGAACGCGUUACGAAAUUUGUUCCGGUCGAAAGCAGCGAGGACGGCGCCCGCGGAAGAGACGAGCGAGCCCGACAAGAGCUCUCUCGCGACGUCGGGGCGAUCCAUGGUGCAAAUGUCGGUGAACUUACGAUUAGGGAAUAAAACGAGCAAGACGAGGUACGCUUUGGCUUACGUUUCGACGGAGUUGGAGUGCCUGGAGCCGUUCUACGAAGACAGCUUCCUCGGGGGCUCCUGCCUCAAAGUGAACCCCUGUGACACAGUGAACAGAGAACAUCGACUGUCCCGGUUAUUCUUUUGCGAUUUCCAUAGUAAGAACAAUUUAAUCGUAUGUGUGGUGACCAAAAAUUUAAUGGGACAUGAGAACCAGUUUUUAAACUUGAAGCUCUAUUUAACGGAUAUGAUGAAUAAAUAUAAGAAAGUGGUGUUGGUGGGUCGCAGCGUGCCGCACGAGUCCGAAGCUGCUUCCGCUGCCGAAGUCAUGAACCUGUACCCCUUGAGUGACCCAGCGGACUCUGGGUUCAGAGAAUUACAGAAGUACGUGGUGCUGAACGAACCGGGUUUUUACAUGCCCGUUGCGAACGCAUACGGAUGGAAAGUUAGGUACUACGAGGUCCCGCUGCCCGGGGCCCGCGUGACGUCUAUCAACUGCCGGACCGGCCUCGCCGAGGGACCGAUACUCUUGGGCUAUUUCGGAAUUUGCGCAAGGAAUCAUUCUGAGAAUGAUUAAGCAAAUGAUAAUUAAUCAAUUUUCCUAAACGUAUAAGGAAAAAUAUACACUAAUAAAAUAAAUACAAUAUUAA